Messenger RNA from Brugia malayi, 699 nucleotides. Its product is annotated as calcyclin binding protein-like. The record is from RefSeq and is a predicted model, not a curated record. Gene Ontology annotation, biological process: heart development. Lineage: Eukaryota; Metazoa; Nematoda; Chromadorea; Rhabditida; Onchocercidae. The transcript has 6 exons. The coding region runs from base 1 to 699 and encodes 232 amino acids. Gene Ontology annotation, molecular function: tubulin binding; ubiquitin protein ligase binding; S100 protein binding. Gene Ontology annotation, cellular component: nucleus.
AUGGAAGAACGUACUGAACUACGCCACGACUUACAUGAAUUGCGAAGUUUGCGUUCCAUUGCAUCACGUAAAAUGACGAAAAGUAUGCUAGAUGAAAAGAUCACGGAAAUUGAAGGCAAGAUAAAAGCACUAGAAGCAACGAAUAAUAUUGGUGGAUGUGGUGAUGUACCGGUUUUGAAACAAUCGAGGACGGAAGUUGCAUCUUCGAAUACUGUACCGUUGGCAACAGUGAAAAUUACUAAUUAUGCUUGGGAUCAAAGUGACAAAUAUGUGAAGCUUUACCUUACUAUUCCAGACAUACAUACUGUUCCGGAAGAACAAAUUACAGUCAACUUUACAGAAAAUGAGGUGCAUGUUAAUGCUCAUGAUGUAUCUUCAAAAAAUUACUCUUUAAUAAUAAAGGGUUUAUUGAAAACAAUCAACCCAUCCGGCUCUUCUUUCAAGCAAAAAACGAACCUUCUGUUGAUCAUGAUGCGAAAAAGUGAUGAGGAAAAUUGGAAGUAUUUGACGAAAGCGGAAAUGCAGAGCAAAGAAAAGAGUACACCAAAACUUGAUCAAAAAGCAGAUCCACAAGAAUCACUGAUGAAUUUGAUGAAGCAACUGUAUGAUGAAGGAGACGAUGACAUGAAAAGGACAAUUUGUAAAGCAUGGCAUGAAAGCCAGACAAAAAAGAAUUUAAACCCAGAUGAACCAUUGUAA